AUGCAGUCCUCCAAGCCUCUUCGCUUCGUUUUCCUGGGUCCUCCCGGCAGCGGUAAGGGCACGCAGGCCGAUCUCCUGAAGAAGCAGCACACCGUGUGCCAUCUCUCCACUGGCGAUAUGCUCCGCGCUGCCGUGGCCGAGGGCAACGAAAUCGGCAGGCAGGCCAAGGAGGUCAUGGCUGCCGGCAAGCUCGUGUCGGACGAGAUCAUGGUCAAUCUGAUCAAGGAUAACCUCACCAAGCCUGAGUGCAAGGAUGGCUUCAUCCUCGAUGGCUUCCCUCGCACCGUCGUCCAGGCCGAGAAGCUGGAUGAGAUGCUGGAGAAGAGCAACUCCAAGCUCACUGCCGCUCUCGAGUUCGAGAUCGACGACGAGAUCGUGCUCGACCGUCUCGGUGGCCGGUACGUGCACCCCGCCUCCGGCCGAUCGUACCACGUCAAGUACGCGCCCCCCAAGGUCGCCGGCAAGGACGACAUCACUGGCGAGCCCUUGAUCCAGCGCAGCGACGACAACCCCGAGACGAUCAAGAGGCGUCUGGCCAGCUUCCACAAGGACACCGUGCCCGUGGCGGCCUACUACAAGAAGCAGGGUAUCCUCGAGAAGCUCGACGCCAAGAGGAAGCCCCAGGAGGUCCACGCCAGGGUGCAGAAGAUCAUCGAGACGCGUCUUUGA
Messenger RNA from Acanthamoeba castellanii str. Neff, 669 nucleotides. RefSeq names its product adenylate kinase. Lineage: Eukaryota; Discosea; Longamoebia; Acanthamoebidae. Gene Ontology annotation, biological process: nucleobase-containing compound metabolic process. The record is from RefSeq and is a predicted model, not a curated record. The transcript is spliced from 3 exons. Bases 1 to 669 code for a protein of 222 amino acids. Gene Ontology annotation, molecular function: AMP kinase activity; ATP binding. Gene Ontology annotation, cellular component: cytoplasm; mitochondrion.